AUGAGUAGCAAUACAGCGAGUACCACGUCCUUCUUCUCGUUUGGUCCAAACGAUAGCUUUGUAUCUAAAAGCGCGGCGGGACUACAGUAUCUCCAAGACCAGCUCCUCAGCAGGGCGGUAUCAGAAGUCCACUGGGCGGUCCUCGGCCCGUCGCCCGAAUCCUGGGUGCUCAGCUCCAAAGACAGCGCGGGCAAGAGCAGCCUGAAAUGGGGCCCUGCCGUGCCUUCUCGACUGCAGACGGUGCUGAAUAAAACAUGGCACUCGCCGCAUCUCCGCGCGUUUCUCGGCCCAGACGACAGCUUCCUCGUCUGGCAUCCCGACCUGAUCCGGUGGGGCAAUCUGCCGACGGCGCUCGAAGACGCAUUGCAGUCGUGGCUGACGCCGUCGGGAUGGCGGGUUGGUCCGCCGCGGAUGGUAACGUGGGGUCCUGAGGGCGCCUUCUUCGCCAUGAGCGAGUACGGCGAUGUGGUGUUUAAGCUGGGCGAGGGCGACGCGUGGGAGAUUUACAAAGAGACGGUUGACGAGUGGAAGGCGGAAAAGGGGUUUCAGUGGAAUCAGCUGGCGUACAUUGCGCUCGACCCCUCGAGCGCGGAUCAGUUUAUCGCCGUGAGGAAGGAUGGCACGUGGGCGGGCUCGAUUGACGAUGUCAAUGAAGAUGCGCUCGAGGGGUUUGCCCUGAACUUCUUUGCUAAGGCGAAGACCAAGCACCGUGCCAAGCAGAGUACCUCGCAGCCUGGCGCGGGACAGCCGCAGAAUGGGACGCACGAGUCUGAGGAAAAGAGGAGGGAGGCCGCGACUAAGGCGCUGUAUGAGAAGUGGUCGGCAGAGACGGCGAGCAUGUUUGCGGCGGCGGCGGCGGCGGCGUCGGCGGGCCCGAAACAGAAAACACCACGCAAGAUUCAGGUACGUUCGCAGUCGACUAGCUCGGAUACGCCGCCGCCGUUGCACAGGUUACCUUCUUCUUCGCCCAAGCUUUUCACAAUGUUUCCCUAUCUGCCUGGUAGUCUUACGACGUGUGCGCUGCCAGCGUGCAAGAUGCUCAAGCUGGAAGAGAAUAGUAUACACGCCUGCCAUCACGAUGUAGAGAAGUUGCUUCGUGCCAGUGGGCUGUAUAGUUACGAGUGGUUGCGUCAAGAGCGAUUACGUUGGCAUCCGGAUCGCUUCGGGAGGCUGUGUGCGGAGGAGUGGAGAGAGACGGGGAAAAGGCUUGCGGGCGAGAUGUUUAAGCUUAUGAGCGUUUUGAUGGAGGAUCUCAAGGGGGAUGCGGGGCAAGGGGGUAGUAGGGGUUCGUAG
Bipolaris maydis ATCC 48331 is the source of this 1293-nucleotide messenger RNA. RefSeq lists its product as uncharacterized. Lineage: Eukaryota; Fungi; Ascomycota; Dothideomycetes; Pleosporales; Pleosporaceae. The record is from RefSeq and is a predicted model, not a curated record.